CGGACCCAGAGGCCCCUCUGCAGCGCGGGGCCGAGCUCGCCACGCAGGCGCCCGCGCCCCCGCCGCCAUUGUUGCCCCGGGCCUCUCCGGCCGCCCCGGCUGCGCGUCCGCCGGCUCCCGGCGACAGGGUCUCUUAACCUUCCCUGCAAGUUCUGGGCUCAGAAUUUCUAACUAAGGCUGCUAACUCUACCUUGACCCUGUUCUGCCUUUGGCUGCAGCAGCCCUUGACAUAAUGUCUUCGUGGCUCUAGCAUGAGACUUCAAACAGUUGGCUCACUAUUGGAGAUAUAAAGGAUAUUGCCAGAUUGACUCUCCUGUCUGUAGCAAUGUUAGCCUCGUGCAAGAGGAUGACCAGUUCUUCACGCUCCCAAGUCCUUCUCAUGUGGAAGCCGGACAAGGCUCAGAGUGGACCCCACAGUGUUGAGAAGGAAACCCUUGCUUCAAGAAUCUUGCGUGACACUGAGACCUGUCGACAGAAUUUUAGAAAUUUUCCAUAUCCAGACCUAGCUGGUCCUCGAAAGGCAUUGAAUCAACUCCGAGAACUCUGCCUUAAAUGGCUGAGACCAGAGAUUCACUCAAAGGAACAAAUCCUGGAGCUGCUGGUGCUGGAGCAAUUCCUGACCAUCCUGCCUGGGGAGGUUAGGACUUGGGUGAAGUCCCAGUACCCAGAGAGCAGUGAGGAAGUGGUGACUCUGGUGGAGGAUUUGACUCAGAUUCUAGAAGAGGAAGCUGCUCCUCAGAACUCUGCCCUUCCCCAGGAGACCCCAGAGGAAGACCCCAAAGGAAGACCUGCUUUCCAGGCAGGGUGGUUAAAUGACUUGGUGACCAAAGAAUCAAUGACAUUCAAAGAUGUGGCUGUGGAUAUCACCCAGGAGGACUGGGAGAUAAUGCGUCCCGUACAGAAGGAACUGUACAAGACUGUGACCUUACAGAACUACUGGAACAUGGUUUCUCUGGGACUUACAGUGUACCGACCAACUGUGAUUCCCAUACUGGAAGAACCAUGGAUGGUGAUCAAAGAAAUCUUAGAAGGCCCUAGUCCAGAAUGGAAAACAGAAGCCCAAGAGUGUACUCCAGUUACAAAUACUUCUAAACUCACAAAGACUGGAACUCAGACCAUCAAAUUGGAAGAACCAUAUGACUACAAUGAGAGAUUAGAGAGGCAAGCAACAGAUACCUACAGGAAAAUUCCUGCUAAUGAAAGAAAUUUCACCUUGAAGUCAGUUCUCUCAAAAGAAGACGACCCUAUGGAAGAGUGUCUUAGUAAAUAUGAUAUAUAUAGAAAUAAUUUUGAAAAGCAUUCAAACCUAAUUAUUCAGUUUGGUACCCAGUCAGAUAAUAAAACUAUGUAUGAUGAAGGCAGGGCAACCUUCAAUCAUGUCUCAUAUGGUAUUGUUCAUAGAAAAAUAUAUCCUGGAGAGAAGCCUUAUAAAUGUAACGUGUGUGGGAAAAAGUUUAGGAAAAACCCGUCCUUCGUGAAACACCAAAGUACCCAUGCCAAAGAAAAAUCUCAUGAAUGUGAAGAAUGUGGGAAGGAGUUUAGGCAUAUCUCAUCCCUCAUUGCACAUCAGAGAAUGCAUACUGGAGAAAAACCAUAUGAAUGCCACCAGUGUGGUAAAGCCUUCAGCCAGCGUGCACACCUUACUAUACAUCAGAGAAUUCAUACUGGAGAGAAGCCCUAUAAGUGUGAUGACUGUGGAAAAGACUUCAGUCAGCGUGCACACCUUACUAUACAUCAAAGGACACAUACUGGAGAAAAACCAUAUAAAUGCUUGGAAUGUGGUAAAACCUUCAGCCACAGUUCAUCGCUGAUUAAUCAUCAGAGAGUUCAUACUGGUGAAAAACCUUACAUAUGCAACGAAUGUGGGAAGACUUUCAGUCAGAGUACACACCUUCUUCAACAUCAAAAAAUACAUACUGGAAAGAAACCAUAUAAAUGCAAUGAGUGUUGGAAAGUGUUUAGUCAGAGUACUUACCUUAUUCGACAUCAGAGAAUUCAUUCUGGAGAGAAGUGUUAUAAAUGUAACGAAUGUGGAAAAGCCUUUGCUCAUUCCUCAACUCUGAUUCAACAUCAGACUACUCACACUGGAGAGAAAUCCUAUAUAUGUAAAAUAUGUGGAAAAGCCUUCAGCCAGAGUGCAAACCUUACUCAACAUCAUAGAACUCAUACGGGGGAGAAACCAUACAAAUGCAGUGUGUGUGGGAAAGCAUUCAGCCAGAGUGUACACCUUACUCAGCAUCAAAGGAUUCAUAAUGGAGAAAAACCCUUCAAAUGCAAUAUAUGUGGGAAAGCAUAUAGACAGGGUGCCAAUCUUACUCAACAUCAAAGGAUUCAUACCGGAGAGAAGCCGUAUAAAUGUAAUGAAUGUGGGAAAGCUUUUAUUUACUCCUCAUCACUUAAUCAACAUCAGAGAACUCAUACUGGAGAAAGACCCUAUAAAUGUAAUGAAUGUGAUAAAGAUUUCAGCCAGAGAACAUGCCUUAUUCAACACCAGAGAAUUCACACAGGAGAGAAGCCCUAUGCAUGCCGUAUAUGUGGUAAAACCUUCACCCAGAGUACAAACCUCAUUCAGCAUCAGCGUGUUCAUACAGGUGCCAAACAUCAUAAUUAAUGAGUACAGGAGACUUCAGUUAGGUUUUACAAUUCAUUCAAAUCUUAUUUUGUACUCUGUUAAACCCCAAAGAAGUGCAAUAUAUGUUAGGUAUCACUCAGCAGAAGUAUCAGAAUUAGUAAUGUGGAUAUAAGCUAUUUAAAUUUAAUGUGAAAUUUAAAAAGAAAACUUUAUUCACUUCUUAACCUUUAUUCGAUAUCAGUUUAAUUCAUUCCAGAAAGAAACCCUGUAAAAGUAAGAGUACUCAAAAAUCUGUAACUCAUCAAUCUUAGUGUAUUUCAAGUACUUCUUAAUGAGACGUUAUGAAUGUAACUUGGGAAAGCUUCCAUCAAGUAGGGAUUUCACGUUAGUGAGUAAUCUUGGGAUAAUUGAAAAAAGCUGCUUUCAGGCCUUUAUUUCUUCCCAGCUUCGAAGCCUUAAGUGUGUAAAGGGUUCCCUUCCCUUUUCCCGUUAUGCCAUAACUGCCGUGUGGAGCCAGUAGGUUUGCAAAAUAUAUAUAUAGUGGAAAGUAUCCUAAUUUUUAUGGGACAGCUGUUGGUAAUUAACAUUUUCCUUUAAACAUUGAAAUAUUCAAGGAGAGCUUAAGGAAAGAUGACCUGUUAGGGUAAACUAAUGUAUAUAUAACCCUUAGACAUUUGUACAAAUUGAGUUAAAAAGGCAAAAACUAAACACCUUAAAUUCAUCUUUAAAACGUAUUAGCCUUAGUUUAACUAGGUUUUGACAUCUGUCCUCGUGAAGGAAAAAAUAAGAAUAAAAUACCCAUUUUUUUCCACCUGGGUCCUAAAUUCGUAACUUAAGGUUCCCCUGUGGCUGUUUUACCAUCAAAGGCCCACUUCUGUCGAGACACGUUUCUUGAGUGCCCGCUGUGCUCAGGGCCCAGACUUCCUAAUUGGAUCCUUUCAAGGCACACCACAGCUAACUUGAGCAACAAAAAGCUUUCUAAAGUAGUGAAAGGUGACAAAGGACAUGUCACGGAAUGAGCAUUAAGAAGCCUACUAAACUGGGUUGCCAAAUGUGACCCCAUAUCCCAAGACAAAGAAGUGGUGAAAGCAGCUAUUUACAAAGUGUGAGGAAAAGAUCACUAAUGGAAAAUAAAGUUCACUACAGAAAGUGGGUCGGGGAAAAAAAGGGUGAAGACUUAGCCGUGAAGAAAGAAUACACAGGUAACUUACAACAUGAACUGUUGUUAGACUUGCUUUACCUAAGAAAGUAAGAGUGGCUAAUUGAAUAAGACAAAUUCAGCCUGUUGUUAAGGAACUAAAAAUGAAGGGACUGAUGUUAAAGGAAUAAUUGGAAUUGGUACUUUCUCAUACAUAGAAAAAUGGGGAUUAUUCUUAAAAUGUCAGAAAACAUUGGAAAAAGCAUUGAUGCAGAAACUAUCAUUGAUGCAAUAAUCAUUAAACAAUAACUAAGUUUGUGGGGUCCUAAACAUAAAAAGGAAAACUGGCAGAAAUGCAAAUAGAAAUAGGUAAAAAUACUAGUAUCCACAGCAUUCCACUAUCAGAAUAUAAGACCAUAUUUGAGAGCUGAGAUUUCAUCCUGCUCUUUAUUCGUUUCUUCAGUGCCUUGCAUAUGGAAAGUGGUCAAUAUAUGUUUGUUGAAUUAAUGAAUAAGGAGGUAAGUUAGAGUUGAGUAGUAAGGUAGAAUUAACAGAUACGGAGUGAAGUUGGUUGAAUUUAAAAUUCUUUUUUGUGCAUGUGUGCAAAGAAAUACUAAGCAAAAUAGCGGUCAUUUAUUGGGUAAUAGGAACUUCUUAAAAUUGAAGAAUCCAAAUCCCACAUCAUAACAGUGGGUAAUAUUCCUAAAGAAAUUACAGGACACCUUUGCACGGGAAGUUUUCCUGGGUAAAGAAAAAUUGAUACAAAUUCUGGUGCCGUAAAUACCAAUUUAAGCAUAUAGUGACCAUGCAGUUUCAUUUGGUUGUUACUGUUGAUACAAACAGGUGCCGAAGGAGAGACCUGGGGUGCUAGCAUCUUCAAGGCUUUCUUGUUGAGUGUUUUCUUCAAAAAGUUACUGCUUUCCCUUGUCCUCACAUCAGUUAACCCUGAUGUCGGAACCCUCCUUCCCAGAGUGUAGACUGUCUUCAGGCUGCAUAAUCAGGUUAACGCGUAUGCCGUAGUUACCGUGUUAGAAAAUAACCGUUGUAUUUAAGAUGCAAUUUUUAUUUAUAAUGCCACUUCAUACCUUACACAAUUUUUUUUCUCCUCCUGGCAUGAAUGUGUGGAGUAUCACAGUCCAUAGCGCCUUUCUUUGCUUUAGUUUGUAUUUCCUGCCUUUGUGAGUUUUCUGUAAAUAAUGCAUUUAUAAAGUCUUCCGUUGAUACACUGAGGCAACUGAUGCCCUUAUAAAACAACAGAAUAGUAGAGAAUCAUAAAUCUUUGUGUAUUUUUCCCACUUUUACAGUUGUCUGAUCCACAUGUAAUCCAAGUUUUUUUAGCAGUCUUAUUUUCCACAACUUCAUUACAAAGGUGUUGAAAUAUACAGAAAAGUUAAUAAAACGAACUGUGUAUCUACCACCUACCUUUAAAAACUUAACUGAACAAUUGGAAAGUUAGACAUGACGUUUCACCCCUAAAUAUUUCAGCAUGAAUCUCAUAAAAAUAAGGACAGAUUUUCACAUAACCACAUACCAUUACAUACCUCAAAAAAAGAAUAGUAAUUUUCAAAUCCCCAAUGCUUCGUCCAUGUUUAAAUUUUCCCUGUUGAUGCUGUCAAGUUUCACACAUUGUGUUUACUCGUUACAGCUGUUCCAUCUAUCAAAAUGUCUCCCACCUCUUGACUUUCUCCAGGACCUUUUGUUUGUUUGUUUUUUUUAUAAAUAUAGCAGGUCAGCUGUAGAAUGUCUCACAUUCAGGAUUUAACCGAUGGUUUAUAUGUGGUUUAGCUUGUUCCUGUGUCCCCUGUGGUUUCUGUAAACUAGCAUUUAGGGCCAAAGCCUUGAUUGGCCUCAGGUUCAACAUGUUGAACAUUAACACUUCACGGAUGUGUUUUGUCUUGCAUCACAUCAAAAGUCUUACUAACAUUUGGUUGACUGUCAGUGAUGUGAAACCUGAUCAGUUGACAUGGUAACCAUCAUAUCUUCCCAGUGUGAAGAUAUGGGUAGUCUGUUUCCACCUGAUAGUUUUAGUAUCCAGUGAUGAUCACUCCCUGAAUCAGUUGUUUCAUCAAGAUUUGCCAAAUGGCAAUUUUCUACAUUUACUGAUGCGUACUUCCGUAAAGCAGAGCCUUCUGUCAUCAACUGGGAAUGCGCUAGAGUCAAGGUCAUACUUAAAUUCUUUUCCUUAAGAAUUUGUUUCCAUAGUAAGGGGUUGGCAGGGAUGACAAGUGAUUUCAUGUAUUAAAAAUCAGUUAGGGCCAUUGUUUCUGUAGCUCAGACUGUCCCAAACUUGGCCAGUUGGAACCCUUCGAGGAGCUCAGGUGUCUUUGACGUUCCUUCUUCUCUAGCCUUUCAGGACUUCGUUUCCUUCUGACCUAUCUCAGGUCCAGUGCCCCAGGUAUGGAAUGAGCCAUUUCUCCAGGAAUCUUUGGCUAAAUAGGCAACUAUUUAGAAACCAAGGUCUGGGCACAAGGCGUGCUUGCUGCUGCUGAGGUGUUAGUGAGUAGCCUCUGCGUCUUUCCAGCCAUUCACCUGAGUUCUCAUAAAGGCAGCUCUUCGCAUGCACUGCAUCAGUUAUACAGUUCUGCAGGAGAUGUACUUACCUGCUGGGACAGACGGGGGGGCCAACGACGCAGCCUCGGGGAGGGGGUGGGAGUGUUGGGCGUAUACUAGAAAGCAAGUGCAGCCACAUGAGGUCUUGUGCCAAGGCCCGCAGAUGUAAGGGAGCUUGGCAGGUGGGUUAAUUCGAGAGCAGUUAAGACAGCAACUUAAUGUGUGAUACCUAGAAUGUUUUUUUAACUAUUACAUGUCUUGAUAAUUUACAUAUUUAUAAGCUCCCAUCUUUCCUAUCACAUUCUUUAAAGCAGGUUUCUGAUAAGACCUAAAUCUGAAUCCUUAGGAUCUGUUUCAUGCAAAUCCAAGUGCUAGUUUUUCUUGCUAAACUUUUAUUUAGCCUUCAGAACUUGAAGUGUGUUAGGUUUCGUUCCUCAACUAUAGCUUCUGGUAUCAGUUCACUUGCAUGUGCCUGUAAAUGUACUUAGUUCUUUAGUUCUGUUAUUCUGUUCAUGGCUCUGUAUUUCACUACAAUUAUUAGGCCCUUAGAACACUAUAGCCAUUAAAAAUGGCAAGCAUGUGCACUCUAGUGAUAUGUAUAAAUACGUGUGUGAGCUUGCAAGCAACACUGAGUCCCCAACCCUCUGUAUGGAUAGGGAAGGUGAUGCCCAUGAGGCUGACGUGUCUUGCCUGCGGUCCUGUAGUCCUACAGCGACAGAACAAGGGUUUGGAACCCAUGGCUCCAACACUUAGUGGAAUUCUUUCUGUAAAAUUAACGCUAAUGGAAAUUCAGAGCACAAACUAUGUACGUACAACUUUAUAAAAUUACAUAUUUUGAUGAGA
Molecule: messenger RNA, 7103 nt
Organism: Callorhinus ursinus (northern fur seal)
Lineage: Eukaryota; Metazoa; Chordata; Mammalia; Carnivora; Otariidae
Source: RefSeq, a predicted model, not a curated record